AAUCGUCACAUCGCCAUGAUCAGGUAUGUGUUGAAAUUUCUUUUUUUCUGGCGAACUCUCACCUCUGUCAAGUAUUGGCGGUGUUAUCGGUACUGGUCUUUUUGUUGGAACCGCAGACUCUCUGAGUUAUGGAGGUCCCAUUGGUCUGUUGCUCGGCUACAUUGUCAUGAGCUCCGUCGUCUAUUGCGUCAUGAUCAGUCUGGGAGAAAUGAUUGCUUACCUGCCUAUAGCUGGUGGUCAUAUCAAACUGGCCGAGCGCUUCGUUGACCCUGCGUUCUCUUUUGCCAUGGGUUGGAAUUACUGGUAUGACUGGACGAUUAGCUCUGAGAUUUCUGCUGCUGCAUUAUUGAUAAAUUAUUGGAAUUACACCGUCAAUGAUUCAAUAUGGAUCGUCACAUGUCUUGCCGUCGUUCUCGCCAUUAAUAUGCUCGGUGCUGGCGCUUACGGCGAAGCGGAAUUCAUAUUUGCAUCCGUCAAGGUCAUCACAAUCACUGGUGUUAUCAUUCUCGGUAUAGUCAUCGAUUUAGGUGGUCCAAACCAUGACCGCAUUGGAUUCCGCUACUGGAAAAAUCCUGGACCAUUCGUUCAGUAUAGUGGCAUCGAAGGUGCCGAAGGACGAUUCCUCGGCUGGUGGGCUGUUUUGACGCAGGCUGCUUUCUCAUUCAUUGGAACCGAGAUUGUUGCUAUUACUGCUGGAGAAGCGAAGAAUCCUCGUCAUACCUUGCCCAAAGCCAUCCGUCGAGUAUACAUCCGUAUAUUGCUUUUCUACAUCGGUGGAACACUCAUAAUUGGUUUGCUUGUACCAUCCAACAACCCAUUACUCGAAUUGAACACUGGAACCGCCCGGUCUCCAUUCAUUAUUAAUGCUUGUUUGUUGACCUCGGCAUGGUCCGCAUCUUCUAGUUCCUUGUAUACUGCAUCUCGUGCGAUUUGUAUGUACACUUAUCUGGCAGCCAACUCAUCGAAAUUAAUACACUUUGUAGAUGGUCUUGCAGCCUCAGGAAAUGCUCCCAAGAUCUUCCUUAAAACAACGCGCAACGGGUUGCCUUACGUUGCCGUCCUCUUCUCCGCCGCUUUCUCCCUUCUUGCUUUCAUGGCUGUGUCCAGUAGUGCGGGCUCAGUAUUUAAACGAUUUUCCAACAUGUCAGCCAUCGCUGGCCUUAUGACGUGGUUUGGUAUUUCGGUGACGUACCUCCGCUUCUACAAGGGCAUGCAGGUUCAAGGCAUCGACCGGAAGACGCUCCCUUACUACACAAAUCUUCAGCCAUACGCAGCGUGGUGGGGAGUAGUUACGACGAUCACCAUCUGUUUCUUUAGCGGAUGGGGCGUCUUCCUCAAAGGAAAGUGGAAUAGUGUAACUUUUGUCACUGACUACAUCCUUCUCAUUACCUGGCCAAUUAUGUACUUUGGUGCUCGCCUCUACUAUGGCACAAAGCCC
Suillus discolor is the source of this 1438-nucleotide messenger RNA. Its product is annotated as amino acid permease/ SLC12A domain-containing protein. Gene Ontology annotation, biological process: amino acid transmembrane transport. Gene Ontology annotation, molecular function: amino acid transmembrane transporter activity. The record is from RefSeq and is a predicted model, not a curated record. NCBI's taxonomy places the organism in Eukaryota, Fungi, Basidiomycota, Agaricomycetes, Boletales, Suillaceae. Gene Ontology annotation, cellular component: membrane. The transcript is spliced from 7 exons. The annotation marks the transcript as partial.